Schistosoma bovis is the source of this 2476-nucleotide messenger RNA. NCBI's taxonomy places the organism in Eukaryota, Metazoa, Platyhelminthes, Trematoda, Strigeidida, Schistosomatidae. The record is from the annotation of a GenBank genome assembly.
CAAAUUUAUUUCACUGGAUUAUACUCCUUAAAUAAUAUCUUCAAACCCAAAUCUUUCCGAUUACUGCUUAUACUUUUACUACCUCUACCAUUACGGGAUUUGAAUCGACAACUGCAUCUCUGUGCUAAUGUGGUGUGGCAACUCGGACUGAUAUACGUACGUACGAAAUUACGUUGUUACUGACUAACUGACGAGGUACAAAUGGGAACUUUUAGGUUCUGUAACAUUUCUGGACAUAUGAGGUUUGCUUCAAGGGGCGCACUUACACAAUUAAUUGGACAUAAUAUCAAGUUCAUUUAAGCUGAAAUGUCAAAAGUGAGUCAAACAAUAAACCAAACUGUUGUGGAAAUUCACUUUUGUCAAACAAGUAUACCAAGUACUCAUUCGUUCAUUUAUUUAUGGAUAAUGCUUGUCACCUGAUUUGCUCAGUACUACCCAUUAAGCUCCUAGGGCGCACGAAUUUCGUAGGUCAUUCUCAAUUGGUUUUUUAAGACUAAAAGUUACAUAUUAUUUCUCUCUUUCCCAUAAUAUUCUUGCAUUUCAGAUAACCCAACAAACUGAACUUCUGACAAAACUACAUUAUCCGUCAUCUGUUUUCUGAUCACGAAACAAAUUUCUGUGUAUAUAAUCAGUCAACAUAAUAGAAAUUAUACCUGUGGCGCCAAAAACAAUUUCCAAUGUGUAUUCCUCAUUACUUGAUUGUCGGUGGUGGCUUGUCCGGUUUAGUUACUUCUUACCUCAUCUCGUUAACCCGACCAUUGGGGAGUUACCGUCUAACAGUUUUGGAAAGUAGCAGUAGGUGGGGUGGUUGGAUUCAAUCAGUUAAAAAUAUGGAUACUGGAUCAAUCUAUGAAAUUGGUCCACAUAGCGCUCGUGCAAAAUCUGCCACAUCAGGUCUUUUGAUGAGAAUAGUGAAAAGUUUGCAUCUCGAAAACUCACUUGUAUGGAUGAGACAGGGUACAGAUGAAGCGAAACGAUUAAUCUAUAUAAAUGGCCAACUGUUGCCACUGUCUGCGUUCAAUUUUUCCACUUUAAAACCAUUCACUAGGUCCAACUGUAGUUUAAUCAUCAAGCGGUUAUUUUCUCGACGCCCACCAUCUCAGUCAGACUGGACUGUUGAUGAAUUCCUUCGCUCUCGUUUUGAUUCCGAAUUCGCUGACUACUUUGGCAGUGCUCUGAUGAGAGGUAUCUUUGCUGGUGAUUCACGAAACCUUAGUGCUCGUGCUUGUUUGCCUACGAUGGUGAAGUCGGAAGAAUAUGGACCGAAUCUUAUUCUCGGGAUUCUACUUUCAUCGAUAAACCGAUCUUUAGAUCGUAUCGUUAUACCAAAUAUGAUUGACGACAAACUCCCGCAACUGAAUAACUUGAUUCCAUCUGAUGCGAUUGCCUGGACUUUAUCAGGUGGAUUGGAGACACUGAUUAACACUAUUGUAGAUCAUUUAAGUAGGAAACAUCCACACAUCGAUUUGAAGUUAAACUCUUCCGUUGAAAAAUUAAAAUCUCUAAAUGGCUGCUUUGAGUAUACAUACAAGGUCAUCGGUAAUAAUGGUAACGACAAAGAAAAAAAUACAGCCGAUAUAGUCUUUUUUUGCUGCCCAUCCUUCAUUACAGCAAGCAUUUUGGAAAACAUACUGACUACUGAAACUCUAAGCUAUCUGAAACCCGACUCUAUUCCAUGGGGAAGUAUUGUCAGCGCUGUCUUAGAAAUAGAUGACUCCUUUACUCCCUUAGUACGUGGGUUUGGGCACUUAGUACCGCGUACGGAAGAUGAACAUAUUUUGGGUGUAAUAUACGAUUCCUUUGCGUUCCCGAAAUUGGAUGGAUUUAAUAAAAAUUUACGAUAUACAGUAAUGAUGAAACCAUUUCGUGAAUGGCUCGAAGCCUCCACAAGUUUAGGUUCCUCGGAACACCUGAAAAACACCAUUGAAGAAGUUGCGAAAACCGUCCUUAUAAACCAUCUUAAAAUACCGGCUCCGGUCAUUGUUGGUCGUCAUAUUAGUAUUCUCCGUAACUGUAUUCCCCAGUAUCCUCCAGGUCAUUUAACUAAUAUGGCUAAUUUGCGCAACGGCAUUCGGCGAAUUUCGAAUGGCCAUAGUUCUGGCCGAAGUGGUAUAUAUCUUGUUGGUAAUUCGUACGAUGGCGUUGGGUUGAACCAUGUUGUCUAUAGCGCUGCAUGUGCAGUCGCAGAAGAGUUCAGUUCAUCUUCAUGAAAAUAGUUUUUUAAAACCACUGUUCACAAACCAACUUAUGUACAAUACUCUGCUUAUUAAUAGCACUAACGUAUGAAGACGUCUGCUAGAAGAUUAUGGAUGUAAAAUAAACCAUAUACAUUUUGAAAAAAACCUGUUUUUGGUUUUUAUAUUAAAGUUACUACAUUUUCAUCCUUUUCUUCAGCACAUAACAGGAUCUUGCAAAUUUGUAGUUUAUCAUUGGAAUGCUUAUCAUAUUGUGCAAAUAUAUCCCCACUAAGUGUUUU